AUGGCAACUUCUCGAAAGCACGCAUCCCCCGAGCGGAUGUUUGGUGGAGUUGUAACCGCCGUAGGAUGCCGGAUCAUCUCUGUGAAUGACUGCUGCAAUAAUUUAAAGGAAAACCUAUUGAACGACAAAAGAGCCUGCGGGGAUCUGGCAAUGGGAAUCAUCUUAUUAUCACAGACUACAGUUGGAAUCUCGGGCAAUUUCUCUCUUCUUUACCAUUACCUUUUCCUUCACUUCACUGGAGGCAGGUUGAGACUGACAGACUUGAUUCUCAAGCACCUGAUUCUAGGCAACUCCUUGGUCAUAUUGUCUAAAGGAGUCUCCCAAACCUUGGCUGCUUUUGGUUUGAAACAUCUCUUCAGUGAUUUAGGAUGCAAACUCCUUUUGUAUGUUAGCAGAGUGGGCAGGGGUGUGUCCAUGGGUGCCACUUGCCUCUUGAGUGUGUUCUGGGCCGUCAGGAUCAGCCCCGUGAACUCUAGCUGGAAGACUCUUCAAGUAAAUGCUCCAAAGUGCAUUGUCUUCUCCAUUUCCCUCUGCUGGAUCAUGUAUGUCGUGGGAAAUGCUUUUUUCCCUAUAUAUGUGUUAUUUAUGUCUAGGGAAUGGAAUAGCAAAAAUAUGACAAAGAAAAGGCAUUUUGGAUACUGUACUGCUGCAUAUGAUGAGCAAAUCAGUGGCUCAGUAUAUGCAGCCCUAGUAACCUUCCCUGAAGUCUCACUUUCUGGGCUCAUGCUCUGGGCCAGCGGCUACAUGGUGCUCAUCCUGCACAGGCACAAGCAGCGGGUCCAGCACAUUCACAGCACUAAUGUCUCCCCCAGGUCCUCUGCUGAGUCCAGAGCCACCCAGAGGGUCCUUGUCCUGGGGAGCACCUUUGUGUGUUUUUACUUCCUCUCCUCUAUCUUUCAUAUUUGUGUUGCUUCUUUUAAAAAUCUCGAUUCGUGGGGGGUGACUUUCUCUGCUGUAAUUUCUGUGUGUUUUCCAACUGUCAGCCCCUAUCUGCUCAUGAGCUGGGACUGCACUGUAUCCAGGCUCUGCUUUGUGAGGAUAAGGGACCCAAAGCCCCCUUAUUGUACCAGAACAAUGUAA
Molecule: messenger RNA, 1080 nt
Organism: Manis pentadactyla (Chinese pangolin)
Lineage: Eukaryota; Metazoa; Chordata; Mammalia; Pholidota; Manidae
Product: vomeronasal type-1 receptor 4-like
Exons: 3
Coding region: 1-1080 (359 amino acids)
Biological process (GO): G protein-coupled receptor signaling pathway
Cellular component (GO): membrane
Molecular function (GO): pheromone receptor activity
Source: RefSeq, a predicted model, not a curated record